GAAGGUACAGCUCUGAUGGAAGUGAUUGAGUGGCCAAAGCCUCCCAACCCUGCUGUACGUUUUCAGAAAAGCAGUGACCCAUCACGUGCAUAUUUUGUUAUUUUAAAUUCUGGAAAGACUUUCUAUGUCGGAGAUCAGUUGCAGGUGAUGCUGCGUAUGUACGAUUUUGAAGGAAAUCCAAAGCACUACGGGGGUGACUAUCUCCAAGCCCGGAUCCACACUCCAGAGUUGAAAGCCGGUUCAGCAGGAACGGUUAUAGAUCACCAAAAUGGAACUUAUCACAUCAAUUUUACUUUAUUCUGGCCAGGAAAAGUCCAAGUGUCUGUUUCCUUGGUUCAUCCCAGUGAAGGGAUCGAAGUACUAAAACGGCUACGUGAGGAACAACCAGAUCGAGUACAUUUCCAAAGUACCUUUAAAUUAAUGAAUAUUUCAGAGACCACUGUGUGCAACCUAUGCCUGCCUCAGAACAAAAUACUCUGCAACUUCACCGAUCUCAGGACUGGGGAGCCCUGGUUCUGCUACAAACCAAGGAAACUUCCUUGCUCUUCUCGCAUCAACCACGGAAUAGGAGGUUAUAAGAAGCAUCUCAUAACAGAAAAUGAAAGCCGCUUAUUCCAAAGUAAGAUCAACAUCAAAGUGCCCAUAUUACCCAAAGGUCCAGGAUACGUAACAGUACGGGCUACAGCUCAAAGAGGCAAAGGUCUUGGAAAUUGUGUUCCUGGAAAGCCUCUGCUUUCACCGUCAGGAUUUUAUUUCCAGGACCUGUGGUCAUCGACCAGCUGUAACAUUCAGCAUUUCAAAACUCCAGCAAGCAUCAUCAACUGCCUUCGUGGGAGAAGGGUCCACAUGUUUGGAGAUUCUACUAUACGCCAGUGGUUUCAGUUUAUGAUAGAAUAUGUGCCAGGUCUCAAAAAUGUAACUACCAUGGUAACGGAAAAAUAUGGCCCGUACAAUAUUGUGGAUAUAGAAAAUGACAUUACCAUGCAUUAUUAUAUCCAUGCCAUACCAAUUCGAAUACCAUUCAUUUCAACUCUGAACCUUCCAUUCAUUGCCAGCAAGUUGGAUGACAUUCCUGGAAGAAAGAACACAGUUAUAGCCUUCACUAUCUGGUGCCAUUUCAAUACUUUUCCGGUAGAGCAUUACAUCCGACGACUACAGAACAUCCGGAGGUCAGUUCUACGCUUGCUGGGUAGAAGUCCUGAUACAGUAAUUGUAAUAAAGACAGCCAAUGUCCAGGGCCUUCCACGAGACGUUAGUCUCUAUAACAGUGACUGGUUCUCCUAUCAGCUUGAUUUAGUGAUGAGAAGGAUGUUUGAGGGCAUCAAUGUGGCAUUUGUGGAUGCAUGGGAGAUGACUAUAGCCCAUUAUCUGCCGCAUGACAUACACCCCAAAGAAAUCAUCAUCAAGAAUGAAGUAUCUGUGUUCCUUUCAUAUGUGUGUCCUCUAUGA
Molecule: messenger RNA, 1449 nt
Organism: Mobula hypostoma (lesser devil ray)
Lineage: Eukaryota; Metazoa; Chordata; Chondrichthyes; Myliobatiformes; Myliobatidae
Product: NXPE family member 3-like
Exons: 4
Coding region: 16-1449 (477 amino acids)
Source: RefSeq, a predicted model, not a curated record